AUGGAAAAGCUUGGGCUGUCAGGGAAGCUGCCCUCUUUCGGAAGAGCUAGCCAUAAUGCGGCUCCAAACAUGUCUGGGGUUGAUCUGACGCCACGCCAAUUAGCCGUUGCAAACUGUCCCAACAAUGCAUAUGCUCUGGCUAAUGUGGCCGCUGUAUCGGCUUCGGACUUUCCCGAUAACGUCUACGUGCUGGUGGAUAACUUGUUUGUGUUCACUACUAAGCACUCUAGCGAAAUAGCACCUGGUGUGAUCGGAUUCAAUGGCAAUCAGAGAACUUGGGGUGGCUGGUCUUUGAACCAGUCGGUGCAAGUAAAGGCGUUCGACCUUUUUAAGUACAGUGGCAAUCAGUCGUACCUGGGCACUUUGGACUUGGAAAUUAGUUUUAGGUCAAGAGGAAAGGCCGUGGAGAACCCUUUUGAACAGGACGAUCUCGCCAAGCAAUUCUUGAAGAACUUCGAAUCGCAGAUCUUCUCCCCUACGCAGUGUUUGAUCUUUGAAUACAAGGGUCACAUAUUUGACCUGAAGGUAAAAGGUGUGCAAACUAUUGAUUUGGGAGAUGCCGAAAUUGUCACCCCAGUGUCAACUAACAUCCAAAGCAAAGGCAUACUAAUCAAGCAGACUCAAAUUAACUAUUUCAAGGGGAGAGACGGUCUUGUAAAUUUGAAAUCUGGAAAUUCCUUGAGACCAAGAUCUGAUGCAGUUAUAAGACCAGAUUUCAAGUUCGAAGACUUAGGAGUUGGUGGUCUAGAUAAAGAAUUUACCAAGAUUUUCAGAAGAGCGUUUGCUAGUAGAAUUUUUCCACCUGCUGUAAUUGAGAAACUUGGUAUUUCUCACGUCAAAGGGUUGCUGCUUCACGGCCCUCCAGGUACUGGUAAAACUUUAAUUGCGAGAAAAAUCGGAACAAUGCUCAAUGCAAGAGAGCCAAAAAUCGUGAAUGGUCCUGAAAUUCUCAGUAAAUAUGUUGGGUCUUCAGAAGAAAACAUCCGUAAUCUUUUCAAGGAUGCAGAGACCGAGUACAAAGCGAAAGGUGACGAGUCCUCUUUACACAUUAUUAUUUUUGAUGAAUUAGACUCAGUCUUUAAGCAGAGAGGUUCGCGAGGUGAUGGAACAGGUGUCGGAGACAAUGUGGUCAAUCAAUUGUUGGCUAAAAUGGAUGGUGUCGACCAGUUAAACAAUAUCCUGGUCAUUGGUAUGACUAAUCGUAAGGAUUUGAUCGAUUCAGCGCUGCUCCGUCCUGGACGUUUUGAAGUUCAGGUAGAGAUUCAGUUACCAGACGAGCAGGGUAGACUUCAAAUCUUCGAAAUCCAAACCAAAAAAAUGCGAGAAAACAAAAUGAUGGAUUCUGACGUCGACCUAAAGAAGCUUGCAGCUUUAACCAAGAAUUUCUCUGGUGCUGAGAUCGAGGGUCUAGUAAAGAGUGCCAGUUCUUUUGCAAUCAACAAGACCGUGAAUAUUGGAAAGGGUACUACGAAACUCAACCCUAAAGAUAUCGCUUCUAUGAAAGUCACUAUGCAAGAAUUCUUAAGCGCUCUGGAUGAUGUGAUACCUGCUUUUGGUAUCAACGAGGAGGAUCUCAAGACCUGUGUUGAGGGCGGUGUCAUUCGGUACUCCCCUCGUAUCGAGGAUAUCUUAAAAAACGGAGAGAGAUAUGUGCGUCAAGUUCGAGACAGUGACAAAUCGAGGUUAGUGUCACUGUUGAUUCACGGCCCGGCUGGUUCCGGUAAAACGGCCUUAUCCGCAGCCAUCGCACUGAAGUCAGACUUUCCUUUCAUCAGAUUAAUAUCUGCCGACGAAAUGGCUGGUAUGUCUGAAAGCGCGAAGAUUGCCUACAUUGAUAAUACUUUUCGGGAUGCCUACAAAUCAUCAUUGAAUAUCCUAGUGGUAGAUUCGCUGGAGACUUUGGUCGAUUGGGUGCCUAUAGGGCCAAGGUUCUCAAACAAUAUUCUGCAAACUUUGAAAGUAUACUUGAAGCGCAAGCCACCCCAAGGCCGUAGGCUAUUGCUCAUUUCGACCACAUCUGCCUAUUCCGUGCUACAACAGAUGGAUGUUUUGAGCUGUUUCGAUAAUGAAAUCGCUGUUCCGAACAUCACAAAUUUGGACGAGUUCAAUAACGUCAUGAUAGAGUCAGAUUUCCUAGACGAUGCUGGUAGAGUGAAAGUACUCAAUGAGUUCUCGAGGUUGAAUCUACAGUUCAACGUGGGCAUCAAAAGAGCUCUGACAAACAUUGAAACGGCCCGCUUCGACGAAAACCCAGAGAGCGAGAUUGUCGAGCUUAUGGCCCAGUCCGUUUGA
Lachancea nothofagi CBS 11611 is the source of this 2292-nucleotide messenger RNA. The record is from the annotation of a GenBank genome assembly. NCBI's taxonomy places the organism in Eukaryota, Fungi, Ascomycota, Saccharomycetes, Saccharomycetales, Saccharomycetaceae.